Messenger RNA from Trifolium pratense (red clover), 1620 nucleotides. RefSeq names its product 26S proteasome non-ATPase regulatory subunit 4 homolog. The coding region runs from base 147 to 1337 and encodes 396 amino acids. Lineage: Eukaryota; Viridiplantae; Streptophyta; Magnoliopsida; Fabales; Fabaceae. The record is from RefSeq and is a predicted model, not a curated record. Gene Ontology annotation, cellular component: proteasome regulatory particle, base subcomplex; cytosol; nucleus. The transcript has 10 exons. Gene Ontology annotation, molecular function: polyubiquitin modification-dependent protein binding. Gene Ontology annotation, biological process: proteasome-mediated ubiquitin-dependent protein catabolic process.
GUCCAAUUAAAAAGCCCAACAAGUAGAGUAAACCUCCUUCGCAAGCAGUCGAGUUCUCUAUAAUUUUCUCAUCUCUCGCUUUUCAGAAAAAAAAAUUUCUCACCUUAUUCGAAAUCUCGCUUCAGAACUUGUUCAACUUUCCAACAAUGGUGCUCGAGGCGACUAUGAUCUGUAUUGACAAUUCUGAAUGGAUGCGUAACGGUGAUUACACUCCUUCUCGAUUUCAAGCCCAAUCAGACGCUGUAAGUCUGAUUUGCGGUGCUAAAACUCAGUCUAAUCCUGAAAAUACGGUUGGAGUUCUCACCAUGGCGGGGAAGGGUGUUCGAGUUUUGGCUACUCCUACCAGUGAUUUGGGCAAAAUCUUAGCUUGUAUGCAUGGUCUAGAAAUAGGCGGUGAGAUGAACCUUGCUGCUGGCAUUCAGGUGGCACAGUUGGCUCUUAAGCAUCGGCAGAAUAAGAAGCAACAACAAAGGAUUAUUGUUUUUUCUGGAAGUCCUAUCAAUCAUGAAAAGAAAAUGUUGGAGAUGAUUGGGAGAAAGUUGAAAAAGAAUAGUGUUGCACUUGACAUUGUCAACUUCGGUGAAGAAGACGAGGGGAAGACAGAGAAGCUGGAAGCACUCCUUGCAGCCGUAAACAAUAAUGAUAGUAGCCACAUGGUUCAAGUUCCACCUGGUCCAAAUGCUCUUUCGGAUGUACUUAUAAGUACACCUAUAUUUACUGGUGACGGAGAAGGUGGAAGUGGUUUUGCAGCUGCUGCUGCAGCAGCAUCUGCAGGGGGUGUGUCUGGGUAUGAUUUUGGUGUGGAUCCAAACUUGGACCCUGAAUUGGCUCUUGCUCUACGAGUUUCAAUGGAAGAGGAGAGAGCAAGGCAGGAAGCAGCUGCGAAAAAGGCUGCAGAGGAUGCUUCCAAACAGGAGAAAGGUGGUGAUCAGCAAGCUAUUUCCCAGGAUGCAACGAUGACUGAGCGAACCAGUACAGAAGCUGAGACAAAUGAUAUGAUGGACGAUGAGAAUGCUCUACUACAGCAGGCCCUUGCAAUGUCAAUGGAUGAUGCUGUAGUUAACCAUGAUGUAAGAGAUGCAGAUAUGUCUGAAGCUGCUACAGAUGAUGUUGACUUGGCUCGAGCUCUCCAAUUGUCACAAACCCCCGCAAGCCUCGCCGCGGACCCAGUGGGGAGAUUGUUGGCAGAUCAGUCCUUUGUAUCUUCUGUCCUUGCAUCGCUUCCUGGGGUUGACCCAAAUGACCCAUCUGUCAAGGAUUUACUGGCUUCCAUGCAAAAUCAGUCUGAGUCUCACAAGAAGAAUGAAGAGGAGCGGCCAAAUGAGGAGUCAGAUUAAGUCAUUUUGCAGUUCUUAUUUCUGUUCCUUUGACAGAGAUAUAUUGGUAAUGGUAACAUUUUGAAAGGUGGUUCUAGUCGGGACAUUACUUCACAUGUACUGCAGUUAUGAAUUUCUCCAGCUUAUUGGAUCAGAUCUAUGUCUCUUGAUUAGGUUAGAAGCCUGCUGUCAAUGAGGGAACUAAGCUGAGAACAUGCAUAUACAUUGUUUUAUGGUGAAGAAUAUUCCAUUGAUGUUAGUCAAUGUCAUUACAAAAGUAUAUUAAUCCAUUUAUUUUUAUUUU